Messenger RNA from Penicillium cosmopolitanum, 3672 nucleotides. RefSeq lists its product as uncharacterized. Gene Ontology annotation, molecular function: hydrolase activity. Bases 1 to 3672 code for a protein of 1223 amino acids. The transcript is spliced from 3 exons. The record is from RefSeq and is a predicted model, not a curated record. NCBI's taxonomy places the organism in Eukaryota, Fungi, Ascomycota, Eurotiomycetes, Eurotiales, Aspergillaceae.
AUGAUGCUUCUCCUUUGUUGGCUCUGCCUCUUUGGGGCACACUUUGUAGCAGCCCAAUUUCAAAGCAUCAUCCCAGGAGGAAAUGACCUGACAUUUACAAUCCACGUUCCUGAAACUACAGCAAAUUCGGGGAAGGGGCCGAUAUUCUUUCAGAUGAAUUCUACCAGCCCGGUAAAAUGGUUCGCACUCGGACAAGGAACUGGAAUGAGCGGAGCCAACAUAUUCGUUGUGUAUACAGCUGGGAGCAGCAGCGACAACGUGACAGUCUCGCCCCGUCUCGGAAAGGGCCAUAUUGAGCCAGAACAUAAUUCGGAUGCAGAUGUGUCCGUGCUGGGUGGUAGUGGAUUCUUCAACCAGGAAAGAAUCACGGCCAAUAUUCGAUGCGAUAGUUGUAUAAGUUGGGAUGGGGGCAGUUUGGACUUGACCAGCAGCUCGAGUCCUUGGAUCUGGGCUGUCAAAUAUGGGGACCCAUUGAGUACGGAUAGUGUAUCGGCAGAGUUGACCGAGCACGACGACAAGGGAACCGCCACUGUCAACCUGAAAAAAGCGACAGGUGCUUUGUCAACAAGUUCGGACUCGAGCGCCAACCCAUUUGCUGUUUUGUCGAGCGCAACGGUCACAUCGGCAGAAACCGAGGAUUCCGUUGAUGGGAAAAGUUUAAAGAAGCGACAAUUAGCACAUGCGAUUGUGAUGAUCUUGGUCUUUGUCAUCUUCUUGCCGUUCGGGGCGAUGGCACUCUAUGUUUUCCCAUCAACCAUCAUGACGCACGCGGUUUUGCAGCUCGUCAAUCUGGUGCUUGCAAUUGCAGGAAUGGCACUUGGAAUCACAAUGGCUCAAGAUCUGGAUUUGAUGCAUAAUCACCAUCCCAUCAUUGGGAUGAUCGUGGUUGCUGGUCUGGUCGUUUUCCAACCCGCGAUGGGACUUUUGCAACACCGACAUUUCCGCAAAAGUGUCGGGGAUGGAAGUUCUGGGAAGGGGAUAUUUGCAUAUCUGCACCGAUGGUUUGGCCGCGCAAUGAUCGUACUGGGGAUCAUCAACAUGGGAUUCGGGUUCCAAUUAACCGGGUUUCAGGAUCCAUAUUCGCCGCGAGGGGCGUAUUUACAUCGCAAGUCUCUCCAUGACAAGCCCUCCGUUCAUAUCACCUACGAUGAAGGAAUCCAGAUCACCCGACAGUUUCUAUACUAUGCCUCCAAGCACCCUGUCGAAGAUAUCCAAGCGUUCACAAGCCAAUGGGUCCCGAGUCCGCAUUGGGUGAGAACCGAGACCGUUAUUAUCCCAGAUGACGAGCUUUCGACUGCCGGAAAAGCGAUCUCCAAGCAGCUCGGCCCGAAGGGUAUCAAGCGGGUCGGCGGCGAGGAAUGGUGGCAAUGGCGUGGUCCAUCAGAGGACCUCAAGGGGGAGUGGAUCGAGAUGCGCAAUCAUUACAAUGAGAACAAGAAGUCCAAUGCGCGAAGCAAUCGCAUCAUGCUCUACAUCCAUGGCGGUGCAUACUUCUUCGGCAGUGUGGACACCCAUCGGUACAUGAUGCAGCGUCAUGCGCGUAAGCUCAACGGUCGCGUGUUCGCUCCGGAGUACCGUCUUGCUCCCCAGUUCCCCUUCCCAUGUGCAUUGCAAGAUUGCCUGGCAUCAUAUUUGUGGCUGCUGAAACAUUACGACUCGAAGGAAAUUAUUAUUGCGGGCGACUCGGCGGGUGGAGGCAUGGCGUUGUCGUUGAUGGUCAUUAUGCGCGAUCAGGGGAUCCCCUUGCCCGCUGGGGCGAUCCUCAUUUCCCCAUGGGUGGACCUCACCCACUCCAUGCCCAGCAUCGUCGCAGAUAACCCUGGUGACUAUAUUCCUCCCUAUGGUUUUCGACACAAGCCAUCAACGGCUUGGCCGCCGCCGAAUGCCGAUGAAAUCUUGAAAAUCAAGCAACUCUCCCACCAACCUACCCUCACCGCAAAAGACGUGGAUAAAACAGUCCCAGCCCCUAAUAGCAAUGCAGAGGAGACAGCUGUUCAUGGAUAUACACUACAUGAGAAGAAAGCGAUUGCUCCAGGACAUGCAUAUCCCGGAAUGCAGCAAAGCACAGACCCCAACACCGUGCACGCCGAGCCUGAUAAUAUCCACAUUGAACUGGAAGGCAAGACGGUCGAACUCAAGGAUCAAAUCCAGAUGUAUACCACCAACCAACUCAUUUCGCAUCCAUUGGUCUCCCCAAUCCUUCAACCAUCCUUAGGUGGCCUUCCCCCACUUCAGAUCCUCAGUGGCGGAGGUGAAAUGCUUCGAGACGAGCAGUUUUACAUUGCACACAAGGCCGCCAAUCCUACUGCCUACCCGCCGAGCGACGUUUACCUUGACGAAUUCGACCCUGACCGUGAGAUUCUGAACAAAUAUGAACCCACCUACGUGCAGUUCCAAGUUUGGGAAAACCUGUGCCAUGUCGCGCCGACAUUUAGCUUUACUCGGCCUGCCAAGUAUAUGUUCCGAGUCAUCUCACAGUUCGGUUCUUGGGCACUCGCCCGGGCCCAGAAUGCCGAGGUGGAAAUCGUCGAUGAGAGUCAGAUUUCCCCAGUGUCUUCCAGUGGGUCGGAUGGCAGCUCAAGUUCCCGUCCUCGUGAUGGGGAUCCUUUGCCCGCCUUCUCGCACCAUAUGUUGCGUGAACGAGUUGACAAACGCGGGCGUACUUAUCCAUUGGAUCCGCCAUCGUCCUAUCCUAUUCUAGAUACUCCUCCCGAUAAAGUUGGCGCAAUUAACCCGCAACUUAUCUCAAAGUGGCUAGCUAAGAAGCAUGAAUGGGACAUGAAAUUCUCCAAGGAGAAGCUUCGGGUUCAGGGCCGACGCAUAAAAGAGAUGGCACAUGGUUUGCAAGAUUUCAACGGCGAAUGUCCUCCACCGAGCUCCUUGGCUGCUCGACGGGCCGCCCCUGGCGUACUGCCCAAACGUCACGCCAAGAAGAACUACGGAUUGAUGUUAUGGAGUGGCUGGGGCAGCAAGCACGAUGAGCGGACUCUCGAAAAAGAGAAACAGGCCCAGCAAUCUGGUCGUCGCUCAACCCGUACAAGUGUGGAUGCCGGUCAAGCAGGCUCAUAUUCGAGCACGCCCGCGAAGAAUAAAGAUGCUCACGCCAACAAAGCUUCACAGGCUACCGCUGCUGGUGCUGGUGUUGUCACUUGGGAUACUGCCAGUCAGCAGAAGCAACCCAAUGGAGAUUUCACACCCGGGCGCAUUUCUAGUGACCCAGAAGCUGCUUCUCGGCCAAUUUCGCAGAAAAGUGGUGGCCCGAUCCUCAUUCUACCUGAGGUUGACAACCACAAGCUGCAAGACGACAGCGCAAGCACAAGAGCUCUUUUCCAUGCCGCGAUGACUUCAAACGCUUCACUGCCUUACCUGAACGGUCGGCCAUCUUCAGUAGCCGGUCGCAGCGAAUUUCUGUCCGACGAUGCUAGUACCAUUGGUGGCGAGAAGGAUGUCGGCAUCCCCAAUGGUGUCACCCCCGAUGCAGCUAGCACCAGGGCAGUAAGAAAUGUCAGGGGCAUUAGCAACGUUGUCAUUCCCAACGAAGACGGACGUUUCUCGACCGAGACAUCAUCACUGCGCCCUGGGCUCUCUAUUGACGAGGCCCGAAAUUCAACUUCCCAUCGUCCGGAGAUGCCUGAUCGUGAAGUCUUCAAGACUGCCGAUGAACAACUUUGA